AUGCACAGCAUAAAGUGGUAUAAGGCUGACUCCAGGGUUUACGUGUACUCCGCGUCCAAGGACGCUGCCAUUAAUAGGCCGGAAGGUGAUAUGAUGGACAGGAUGUCGAUAUCACACGAUCCGAACGCCACAUACGCCGAGUUGGUGAUUGCAAACGUGAAGCCGGACGAUGAGGGGGUCUACCGCUGCGAGAUCACCUACCUCCAGGUCGGCGAGGACUGCAACACCGUCCAAGUCACCGACUUCCAUACGUACAUUAAACCAAAAUCAGUGGAAGUGAGGACCGGUGAUGGUAGAGUCUUGGACGACGGCGCGGUCUUUGGGCCAGUCCUGGAGAGAACAAGGGUCAACGUCAGCUGCGUGGUCAGCGAAGGGAAGCCCCAGCCGAAAGUUGCUUGGUACUUUAAUGGCGAAGAGAAACUGGACGCUCAAACGGAGACACCGGACAAGUCUACUGUGCGGCAUGUUUUACCGAUGAUCGUGACAAGGUCUGAGCUCCGAGGUGAGCUCAAGUGCGUCGUCACGUCUGCUGCAUUAGACGAGCCUAUAGUCAAGAGGGUAGUGCUCGACGUGAAAGUCCCGCCGAACAAAAUCUCGAUAUCCGGCGUCGGGGAGCACGCGACGCAAGGGACUCUGCUCACCCUGAUGUGCGAGGUGUCCGGCGCUAGACCAGCCGCCCGAAUAGAGUGGUACAACGGCACGCAGAAGUUGGUAAUCGACGACAACAACAUUCAGCAAAAAGAAAUAGAGAUGAGCGACUCGACCUUCGUGACCAAGUCCAACUUGACCUUCGAGGCGACCCGAUUUGAGAACGGCCGCAAGUUUCUUUGCGAGGCCAUCAAUGACGUCAUGAUAGAAGCGAAAGAACAUCCUAUACACGCCACGCGCGAGUUAGAAGUUUGGUACCCACCGCUAGUCCACUUAGAACCGAAGAAUAUAAAAGUGGUAGAAGGUGCAAAGAUCCUUCUGAAAUGCGAAUACGAAAGCAACCCUUCGUCCCUCAACGAAGUUAUCUGGUACCGAGACGGUGAAAGGCUCAACGUGAACAACAGCCGCUACCAAGGCGGCACCACAGACCAGCACGCUCUCAUCAUAGUGAAGGCGCGUGGGGAGGACAUGGGUAACUACAGUUGCCUGCUCGCGAACACAGUCGGUAACGGCACGACGAACGAGACAAUCGAUGUCAACAUCUUAUAUAAACCCCAGGUCCGACUAAACAUGAGCUCGGCGAGCCCCAUCUUGGAAACCGACCACAAGAACGUCACUCUUACUUGUGAGGUGGUAUCAGGGAAUCCCGCAAUCCUGGACGAGGUAAUUUGGUACCUAGACGGCGAGGUGCUGAAACAUCUACCAGAAUGCAAUGGCACCAAUGACAGCCUGUGCAACGACGUCGACCCUUCGAUGCUCCUCUUACAGGACACUACCAAAAGCUUCCACGGGAACUACUCAUGUAAGGGAAAGAACUACGCGGGAUGGGGCAGCGAGAGCGAGAAGACAGAACUAGUAGUCAACUAUCCGCCCGGCCCCGCUAAGCUAACGUACUCUCCAUGGCGGGUCAUCAAGGGUCAGUCUUUAGUGCUGACUUGCAGUGUUGAAGAGAAAGGCAGACCGGAAUCUAAUAGAUUCCGCUGGCACCGUGGUGGGCGCUUGGUGAGCGACAUCGUAUCGGGAAGCUGGACCAUCGACCCAGUGACGCUGGACCACCGCGCCAACUUCUCCUGCCGGGGGAACAACUCGGCUGGGGAAGGCCCACCCGCCUACGCUACCGUCGACGUGUUGGCUCCACCGAGCUUUAAAUACGCGAUGAAUCACUACAGCGGUGCACUAUACAGAUCUCAGAACAUCUCCCUAUCGUGCACGGUGGAAUGCGCGCCUCUGUGCAGCGUGCAAUGGCUGAAAGAUGACCAGGUCAUCGACCCCGAGAAGACCGACAGAUACUACGUGGUGGAGAGGAGGAUAGAGCCGCAGGUGAACAGGAACGACUUCGAGGCCACCGAGUCGACUUUGCACUGGAACAUGUCCGCUUGGGCGGGCGGCGUUCUGUCGCGCGCGGCUGACGUGGCUAGGUACACUUGUCGCUCGUCGCGCAACGCCGCCGGCCCCUCAGUUAACAGCACCACCAAGUUCGCCGUGGAAUAUGAGCCAGAAAAUAUCACUGUUACGCCGCAAAUUGUCCCGGUUAUAGAAAACAAGGUUCCUGAAAAAGUGGUCUGCUCGGCCAAAGGUUUCCCGGUGCCCAGCUACACCUGGCGCCGGGAGCAGCCUGCUAGGAACCAGGGUAAAGAAGGCUCCAACUCCUCACUGCUGCUCUCCACGACCAACACCCUGCUUUUGGGCCCCGUGACGCGGAAAGACGCCGGUGACUACGUCUGCGAGGCGUUUAACAAGCACGGCGCGGUCAACACGACCGCCUAUCUAGACGUCAUGUUUGUACCAGAAUGCGGUAUAAAGCAAAUCGAGAAGGGGGGAGAGCAGGUGUUGGUUUGCACCGCAAUUGCAAAUCCUUCAGAGGUGAACUUCUCCUGGAAGCUGAAGAAUGACAACGACAGUCUGACAGACGAGAAGAUUUGGCAGUCGGGCUUGCAGAGCUUCCUAAGGCUGAGCGACGGCGUCUCCCUCUACCGGACUUACAUAUGCCACGCAAACAACUCCGUAGGCGUCUCCGAACCCUGCGAGCGUGGCGUGGAAGGUAAUAAGGUGUGGUGGAGGGAUCAGUACAAGCUCCUUCUAUUCGGCGGUAUCGCUCUCGCCAUCUUGGUGGUGACCGUCAUCCUCUGCAUCAUCAUCAUCUGCAUCUGCCGCAGGAUGAGGGCCAAGUCCAAAUACAAUAACCCUGUGGAACUUGAGGAGCGAGAGAAUCCGGAUGGUAGCUGUCUGAACGAAGUGUCUAUAGCCCAAUCAAUAAUAUCGCAAGCUUUGCCCGCUUUGUCGCCGCGUCUCAGUCUAUCAUUUAGCCCAAAAUCGUCGGACCGAACACGGCUCGUCGACUCGCAAAGCUACCCGCACAAUUUAGAGAUGAACCGCUUCAAGGGAAGCCCAGUAACAAGUAACUUGCAAGCGAGUCUAUCUCAAUUAGAAGCAACAAUAAACUCCAACAAACCCGAUAGAACCGAUGACACAAACGAUGCUGAAACUACAACGGAGGAAGCAAAACGCGAUGAGAACAAACCUCAAACCGUCGUGACCGCUAACAAAUGGCCAUUGAAGCCGGGCGUAUUAGUCCACGUAAAUUCCAAUCAUACUCUCAGUCCAAAGAAUCAAGCACGACUACGUAGCAUAAAUGCUGCCAACCCGACGGAAAACAGAGAAAGCGAUCUAGGCCUACUAGAAAGAAAUCAACAAGUGAGAGAAAGCAAUAAAACACCGCCAAAAGUGGAAUAUUCAAAGAAAACUGGAAAGCCGAAAAGGCUUUCUCAGGGCGUUGUUACAGGGAUCAUUAGAAAUUUCCGAAAGAUAGGCGAUAAUAAUUCGGACGAUGAUAGCGGGAAGUAUAAGAAAAUCAACAAGUCAAACAAGAGGGCGAUUUCCUUGAUGAGUUUGGGUAAGACCGGUUACGGUCUACCGAAGAGGACUAUCAGAUCAUUCUUUCAGAGCGAAGCACCCAAUGUCAUUGUGACUGAAGGAGUCGUGUCGUUUAAAAGGCCCGAUAGGGUUGCACCGACGAAUGCUAGAGUGUUAUCAGAUAAUGACCCUAAUACGAGAGCCGCCAGAAAGAGGAAAAAACCAGGAGAGAGCCCACCUACGAAUGGCGUAGAUAAUGCGCCCAACGGAAACCUAGGAGCGGAAAACCCCGGUCUCUACGAGAAUCUUCCGUUCCACGGCCUCCAACAACCACCUAAUAAGCCCGUUCAAGCGAUUCAGCCUAGAGUCGUUCACACUAACCAAAAAAGUACCAAAGGAAUAGAGACUUUGCAAAAGCAAUUGACAACAAACCCGUCGUUCACUCCGCGGGUGGUGUGUCCUCCGUUCGUGCAAAACGCAAUCGACUACCCGAUAACGUCACCAAGCGCGCAAUAUCAACCCUACGGCAUACCAAUGCUGUCACCAAUCCAACAAAUGUAUCCGCUUCACCAAACGGUGCUCCUCAAUCCUUAUUUACCGCCCAUGCAAUCGACCCACCUAAAACAGUUUCCGACGAUAGACGAGGAAAUAGCGGAAACAGAUACGCGAAAAUUCAGCUCACUGAACACUAGGAACAGUAAGAAAACACCACAGUUCCAAUCCAUGAGGGUGAUUAGGAAACGCAAAAUAGAAAGGUUCUACCCGAACACUAACUACGGAGAGAACUUCAACGAGAUACACAACAAAAGGAAUAGCACUGAUUCAGACAAUGACCGAGAUCCAACUGGCAACGAACAAUCCAUUUACGCUAACUAUCCUUCCUUGCUCAAAGUCAAGUCAGAUAUAAGCGGAGUGGAGCGGUUCGAAAACUUAACCGACUCUAUACAGGUCUGCGAGGAGACUAAUUUCAUGGACACGUCAAUAAACUCUCCAAACAGGCCUAUACCGGCUCCACGAAAGAAACUGUCACCCUUCAAUUCACCUCUUAAAUCCGAUCACGUAUAUGUCAACUUAUCGAUGCCCUUAAUUAACACUUCGAAUUUAAGAUCAGUGGAUACUGUUGACGCUCCAGUUAGGACAUCCAAAUCUGUUGACGAUGUCUCUAAGAUAGUGAAGUUCCCAAUACGUAACACAAAGAGCAAUUUAGCAAUCGCUAAAAGUACUACAGAAAAGGAUAUAAGCGAUUCUGACGAUAAAAUUACCAACGAGCAGAAUUCAAAAGCUGAUAUUAAAAGGCCUAACAUUGUUGCCGCGACACCCAAAAGAAAUGCAGCAAGCACAUCAAUAACCUUGCCGUCUACAUCUUUAGUAAAAUCAGUUGUAAGCCAGUUGAAUGGCCAGGCAGGAGGCGUCAACAAAGUGGGUGUGACGAAAAAGCAAGCGAUUGCACCGAACAAAACUUUGCAAAUACCUAAACUUUCCGAAAAACCAGUACCGAGAAAGACUUCGCUGCAGCGCAGCAAUUCGGUACAGUGUAACCUAGUUGUAAGCAGUGACACCGCUCAGACCACUAACAUACUCCAACAGCAAUGCAUGCAAAAGAAAAAACAUUUCACUAACCUAAACGCAAAGGACAAAAACAAGAAGAACUUUCAAAUACCCCUACAGAAGCACCACAGCUUCUGUUACUUCCAACCGAUUGGAGUCGACAAACGGAUUCUGGUCGACCAGGAGAGGUCCUACAACAACACUACCGGCCCGAUAAUCUAUCAGACUGGUGAGCCGCAGUACUGCGCUAAAACUUUAAACAGGACGCGAGAAAAGCACAACCAAAAGCUGAACCGCCUAAAGAAGUCCGAGAGCUUGAGGGAGAAACUGUCCUACGUGGGCGUUUACGACAACUACAAGAGGCCCGACUACCCGGAACCGGACCACGAGGAGUCCCAGCGGAGGUCAUACUUGCAGCUGCUGAAGGGUAACUACAUGUCGAACUGCUCCCGGAACCCCAAUCCGGAACAGAACUGCGGCGGCAACUUUAACACGCUGGGAUCAAAAGACGACCGGUCCAAGCACAAAAAACUUGUGUACGCUGACCUCGCUUUAGGCAAUCACAAUCUUAAGUUCAAAAACACGCCGUUCAAACCGGAGGACCAGUUCGUGUACGCAGACGUCGACCUCAAGGACUACGGGCCCAUCAACUACAAGGCAGCCUCGAUCUACGCACAGAUGAAAAAGGUUAAGGAGCAACAGAAAAUGCAAGAGGUCUACGAUAAACAGAACACGGAUGACAUGCUA
Molecule: messenger RNA, 5796 nt
Organism: Iphiclides podalirius (scarce swallowtail)
Lineage: Eukaryota; Metazoa; Arthropoda; Insecta; Lepidoptera; Papilionidae
Source: the annotation of a GenBank genome assembly